This is a messenger RNA of Lingula anatina, 1239 nucleotides long. RefSeq lists its product as uncharacterized. NCBI's taxonomy places the organism in Eukaryota, Metazoa, Brachiopoda, Lingulata, Lingulida, Lingulidae. The record is from RefSeq and is a predicted model, not a curated record.
AUGUCCAGCCUGUUGGUGGAUAAAGAAACCAUGUAUUACGACGACCAUAAUACGAAGUAUUAUUCACCUUCCCGUAGGACUGGAGGACCGGUUUCCUGGAUAGGCCUGACUGACGAAGGAAUGGAGGGGACGUACACAUGGACUGAUGGGACUCCAUUUGAUUAUGAUCAAUGGGAUAAUAAUGAACCGGAUGGAGCUGGCGAGAACUGCGUCGUUAUUCGCAGCGGCGGCGGAAACGACUGGCAAGAUCGCGAUUGCACUGAAACGAGGAGAUUUGUCUGCAGGGCGUCACAGAUAGCAACUGCGGGCCCACCAGGGACAGGCGGACCACCAGGAACCAGUGGACCCCCAGGAACCAAUGGACCUCCAGGAACGGGUGGUCCAUCUGGCACUGCAGGCCCACCAGGAACAGGAGGACCUCCUGGCACAGCGGGUCCUCCGGGAACAAGUGGUCCAAGGGGAACAGGCGGUCCUCCUGCAACCAGUGGUCCUCCUGGAACGGGUGGCCCUCCAGCUACAGGUGGACCCCCUGGAACCAUGGGACCACCCGGAAGUAGUGGGCCACCGGGGACUGGAGCACCACCAGGGACCAGCGGGCCACCAGGGACAGGGGGUCCGCCAGGUUCAAACGGACCCCCCGGAACAGAAGGACCUUCAGGGACAGGGGGUCCCCCAGGAUCGGGUGGUCCUCCCGGAACCGAAGGACCCUCUAGUACCGGAGGGCCUCCUGGCUCGCAAGGACCACCAGGAACGGGAGGACCCCCAGGGACAGCAGGGACAUCUGGGUCAGGGGGUCCUCCAGGUACAUCAGGACCUGUUGGCCGUGAUGGACCCCCAGGCACUAGUGGUCCUGACGGUGAACCAGGGCCAACAGGAACUGGUGGGCCACCCGGACUGAAGGGUGUUACUGGGACUGCCGGACCACAAGGAACUGGAGGCCCACCUGGAACCCGCGGACCUUAUGGCACAGGCGGUCCACCUGGGAGACGUGGCCCUCCAGGAACAAGUGGACCACAAGGCACCGGUGGGCCGCCAGGAACAGUUGGUCCCCAAGGAGCAGCAGGACCUCAAGGGACAGGUGGACCCCCAGGACUAAGUGGACCUGUAGGGGUGGUUGGUGCCGCUGGAACAGCUGGUCCACCAGGGUUAAUAGGGCCUCCUGGACCAACCGGGACGGGAGGACCACCAGGAACAGCCGGACCGAAAGGUAAGAGGGAAUGUUUGCUUUUUAUAGAGUAA